UCCCUCGAAUUUAUUUUUGUUUGUACAUUAUUCGAAUCGUGUCGUUUCAACUAGGCACACUUAUAUUAUUAAAUUUUAUAACAAACGACGCACAAAUAAAAUAUAUAUAUAUAUAAUUAUUAAUGAAUUUUUACAAUCUUUUAAAAAGUUAAAAAAAAUUACCUGUUUGAUUUAAAUGUUUUGUAUACAUUAUUAGAGGUAACUUAAGAAUAUUAUUCAUUUAGAACUAUAUAGUAUUUUUUACUUAGAAAUUUACACAUAGACACACAAAGUAUUGAAUACAUAGGUAAACUAUUUGUGAAGAUUAUAUAAUGGAAUCUGGAAGUAUUAAUGUUGUAAAAUAUUUGUUAUACAUCUUUAAUGUGAUAUAUGGGAUUACAGGAGUUGCUUUAAUAGUAACUGGGAUCAUCGUUAUUGUAGAUUUGGGACGUUUUUCAAAUUACUUAAAUGCUUCAAUUAUAGCUCCACCAAUAUUAUUUAUUAUAUUAGGUAUAUGUAUCAUAGUAUCCAGUAUAUUUGGAUUUUAUUGCAUUAACAAACAAAAUUUCAAUUUAUCAAUAGUGUUUACAUUAAUUUUAAUAGCGGUUCUAGUAAUUGAAGUAUUAUUAUCUAUUAUGUCAUCAGUAUCCAAAGAAAAUUUUAAUAAUGAUUUGAGAUUUUCUCUAAAAACGUCCAUGGGAAAAUAUUCGUUUGAUGAAACUCAUCGGCAAUCGUGGUCUACAGUUCAACGAAAACUAGAAUGUUGUGGAGUUGAUACACCUAGAGAUUGGUCUAUAAUAUUCCCAGAAAAUUUAGUUCCUGUUUCAUGUUGUCAAAAUUUACCAGUUGAAUUAGGUGCAUUAUGCAGGAAUUUAUUCGAUGAAAGAAUUAUUUAUCAAAAAGGAUGUUAUAAUGGAUUAAACAAUAGAGUGAAAGCUAGAUUAGCCAUGCUCAUGUAUAUUGCCUUGGCAUUUGGUCUUUUCCAGGUGGUUGGCAUCGUGUUAGCAUGCUUUUAUACAUAUUUAUUGAAAAAUGGUCAAGGAAGCAAGUAAGAUAAUUAUAGUUUUUUUUUUAAAUGAGAAGUUGUAAAAUUGCUGUACAUAUAUCCAUCAUACAACUUGUAUAUAAAACAAAAAUUCACAUAAUAUUAUUCAAAAUAGAUGACAGCAAGAUGAUGUAGGAUUUGAUACAAAUUAUUUAAAUAAGUCCUACAACCAAAAUACAUACUCACGAGACACGUUAAGCCGUAAGGAUCAAUUAAACAAUUUAUUAGAUACAUUAAGAAAACAAAGAAAAAAAAUGAAUUUUUAAAUAUGUUCAUGUAUUAUUCAUUUUUUAUAAUACUUAUAAUAAUUGUAUAUAUGUAUUAUCUUUUACUUUAUGUUAUUUAUGUAGACUUUAAUUCCUCAUACAAUUAAAAUUAUUAUUAAAUGUAUAUUAUUGCAGUGUAUGUAUAUAUCUAUAAUAAUAAUUUUUUAAUGAAUUUAAGUUACUAUUUUAUAAAAUAAAAUUAGGGUUG
Molecule: messenger RNA, 1498 nt
Organism: Aphis gossypii (cotton aphid)
Lineage: Eukaryota; Metazoa; Arthropoda; Insecta; Hemiptera; Aphididae
Product: tetraspanin-9-like
Exons: 7
Coding region: 312-1031 (239 amino acids)
Cellular component (GO): membrane
Source: RefSeq, a predicted model, not a curated record